Messenger RNA from Stereum hirsutum FP-91666 SS1, 567 nucleotides. RefSeq lists its product as uncharacterized. The transcript is spliced from 3 exons. The record is from RefSeq and is a predicted model, not a curated record. Lineage: Eukaryota; Fungi; Basidiomycota; Agaricomycetes; Russulales; Stereaceae. The coding region runs from base 1 to 567 and encodes 188 amino acids.
AUGUCCAUACAUAAUUUCGCUGCAACGAAGGUAAUUGGUCCCUUUUCAAUAGAAGACACAGGAGCUCCGCCUCAGUGCAGCGAAUACAAACUUGUCGUCAUCGUCCACGGGCUCGCCUGGCCAAGUGGAAUAUUUACCCGCCUUCUUCCCUUCGCUCCUCAGCAUGGCGCGCGCAUUAUCCUCGUCAAUCGCCGCGACUAUCCCGGAUCGACACCUUUCAGUGACUCUGAACAGCAGCUUUUGUCCUCUUGUCUUCCAACUACGGCGGAGGCCGCUCAAAACAUGCGGUCGUACAUGAAGGAUCGUUCCCGGGAGUUAUACCACUUUCUCGUCGAGGUGGCCACCACAGAGGCUAUUCCUAAUGUUUCGGAGAAGAGCGGAAUGAUCGUCGUGGGCUGGUCUUUGGGAUCGGCGUGGAUUACUGCGUUACUAGCGCAUCUCGAGGAGUUCGAAGGGGCUGGGAUAAUGCUCCAGUCCUAUGCUCGAAAGUUCAUUUGUCUAGACCCACCUUACGGAGCUGUGGGCUUUCCGCACUAUUCAGAUCUGCGUAUGCCCUACGACACCUGA